AUCCGGGUAUUUUCACGCCGCCCUACGUGGCGCGUGGCCGUGAUCGAGAAGAGCGGCCGACGCCUCCUUCCUUCAUCCUCGUCCUCUUCGUCACCCCUCGUCGCGAUUUCUCUCGCUCGCUCGCCGUCUCUUCUCUGAAAGUUCACGACCACCAAGGAAAAAAAGCGCAGCAGCCAUGGCGGAAGGAGGCUUUGACCCAUGCGAGUGUGUUUGCUCUCAAGAGCAUGCCAUGCAAAGGCUUAUUAACCUGCUUCGCCAUUCCCAGGGCUACUGCACCGACAAUGAAUGCCUUCAGGAGUUGCCUGGGCCAAGCCAAUCUGCAGGGGGCAUGGACCCUACGCUCACGAUGGUGAUGAUGGGCUGGGUUGUGCUGGCGCUGGUAUUGUUCCUGUUUCGGCCGUCGAGCCUGCGAGGCCGUGGUGACUCCAAGCCGACCGGGCACGACAACCAGAAUGGCAGACGGGAACCACCUGCUCCCCCCCCUGUAGAUUGAUGGAGGGAGCUAUGCUCCAAGUGGAAUGAAUGAAGUGGUGCAGCCAACCCGACUGAUGAUGAUGAUGCCUUUCCCAAGCCAAUAUCGCACAUAGAGGCUUCAGCUGCCCUUGUUAUUUUUUCACCAAAAUAGUUGGUGAUGAAUUGUAAACGCUCACGCUGAAAUUUAAAUUCGAUAAGGGAAAGUGUGUGACACUUACAUUUAUAUAUUUUUUUCACUGUUCAAUUUUGCUGCCGUAAUAUAUACACAGAUACUUACAGCCUCGUACAAUUGAAAUCCAAUACACAGGCUGUCAAGUCUUAAUUGCACACUGUAUAUUUGUAGAUUUCUCGACCUAUUCUACCCUUGUACAUCUGACCAAUUGUUCACAAACUCCAGUCCUGAAGCCUGGGCAUGAUAGAUCGUUCAUACUUGGUAAUUGGUGCAUGUGUGCAAUGUAUCUUUAGUUUACAUCUGAUUUAGGAGAGCUUUGGCAUACAGAUAAAUGACUUCGGUGAAGCAUUUAGACUGAGGACUGGAGUAUUGUUGUAUUAAGCAGGUACAGGUAUGUUUAUACUUCAGGCUUGUGAAUGUCAGUUCCAUUAUAUGGCUUUAUUCCCAAGAUUUAUAAAAAAAAAAUUGCUAGUUGUUUGACAGAUGCUUUUGUUUGGAUCCCUGAAUGAUGCAUGCCUUAUCAAGGGUAUGUCAGAGGCUUGUGUGUAGGUAUGCUUAUUAAGGCAAUGAUUUGUAUUUGUUGCCAAAGUAGAGUGUAGUACAGUUGAAGUCUUCUAUAAAAGCUGCUGAUCUCUUCAAAAGCUGAUUUUUGUUAAAUAUCUUGUUCAUAUGGGACUGUAUUCUUCUGUGGGCUUCUUGUAGUAUCUGUAUAGAAUCCAGAUGUGUUUUUGAACUGUACUUUAUAUUAUAUAAACGGGUCUUUGAGGCCAUUAUCUUGAGGUUUGAGAAAUCCAUUAAAAUGCAUUGCUACAGUGUUCAGUGCAUUUGCAGACAAUUAAACGAUCAUAUUCUGCCUUUUUGGAAUCAGCAAGUGAGAAACCAAGCAACUCCUUUGUGCUUUGAAUAAUUUUCGGUAAUGAAAUAAUGCAAGUGCCUCUUAAGUCCACAGGUAUUCCAGCAUAUGUUGGUGAAAAAAUCAUUAGGCAGUUGUGGUGACUAAAGACUAAUGUCACUGCUUUCCUGCACCAUGGAAAAGAUUAUUAAAGCAAGAAACUGACUUGAGUUCCGUAGCUUGAACAUGAUAAUUUCUAGUUAAUUCUAAUUUGCUACUGUUUCAAUGCCAUUAAUCUAUUGGCUGACUGGGCCCCAUCCUAAAGUGUCCAUUUGGAUCAGAAGUAACGGGUCAUUAAAACCAGAUUGCAUUGUCAAGAAGGGGUUGAGGAGGAAUGCAGCCAUCGUUGGAUAGACACUUGCAGUUCAUACAGUGUCUUGCAACACACUGCAACCGUUGAUAUUAAGGGCCAUCGAAAUGCUUGUAUACUAUUUAACCUCUUAAAUAUGUAUUGAAGAUUAAGCAUUAAUUUGCAUUGAUGCUUAAACAUAAGAUGUGAACGCAUCUUGAAUAUACAGGCUGGUGUUAACGUCUGGUUUUAUGCUGGUCCCAGCGUGUACUUAUUUUUUUGUUGAACUGUCAGAUAUUCAUAUUUUUCAAAUUCUAUCAUUUGUUAUGGUUGACCUGUCCCAUCACAACAAAUUAGUAUGAAUAUUAUGGAAUCUAUAAACACGGCAUUCCAAUCUGAAGGUCUCCAAUCUACUUUAAGAAGUGAUUAUCAACUGUACAUUGCUUCAUUUCAGCCAUAACUGGACCAGCAUGCACUGCUGUUCUUGACAACGCAGCUCUUCAAUAUUUUAUUUUUUUGCAACGCUGUUUUUGUGUUUCUCCAGGUUUCUCCAUCUGUUUUAUCGGUUGUUGGAGCAGGUUUAAUGUCAAAGGAUUCAAGCAGUUUAGGUCCAGUCCCAAAAGUAAACACUGAUGCAUUGCUUUGCAAUGGAUUUUUUCAAAGCUGAUUUAAUUGCCACAUUCCAUAUUGUAAGCUUCUGUAACUUGGGAGACAUUUUGAUUUUCACUCAGCCCUGAAAGUGCAUCACUUGACCAUCCAAGCCCCACUUGUGAAGGCACUGUGAACACUUCUAGGGCUGCAUCAACUUUACAGACAAUUACUUGAAAUCUUGGGAUUGUAUCAGCCACGAGAGCUUAAGCAAUGUCCUAUAUUUCGGUCACAUAACAUACAUGCUUUUUUCUUUAUCUCACAUAUGUUUUUUGGAUUUUUGGAUGAUGUAUACUAAUGUGUGCAAAUUGUUAAACUUGUGCAAUGUUACGAUCGGGAAAGGUGAACAUUGUACUUGAUGCUUGUUGAUUAAACGGUAUAUGCUAUGCACUUUGUUGUAGCUAUUAAAAGAAAAAAAAUGAAAGAAAUAAACAAUUAAAAGUGAUGUUACCACA
Molecule: messenger RNA, 2930 nt
Organism: Lethenteron reissneri (Far Eastern brook lamprey)
Lineage: Eukaryota; Metazoa; Chordata; Hyperoartia; Petromyzontiformes; Petromyzontidae
Gene: SMIM14
Product: small integral membrane protein 14
Cellular component (GO): endoplasmic reticulum
Source: RefSeq, a predicted model, not a curated record